AUGAAUCAUAUGUGCCCACAGGAGCUCUGCCAUCUGAUGCCUCAGCAGGCGGCUGAUGCUCUGCACGUUGGCUGCCUCUUCAAAGAGGAGCUCAGAGUGAUUCUAAUUCUGACAAAGCUGUAUGACUACAACCUGGGAAGCAUCACAGAGAGCUCUCUUUGGAGGUCAACAGAUUAUGGGACAACGUAUGAGAAACUGAAUGAUAAAGUUGGCCUGAAGACUAUUUUGAGCUACUUGUAUGUUUCUCCAACAAACAAACGGAAGAUUAUGCUGCUGACUGAUCCAGAAGUUGAGAGCAGUUUACUAAUCAGUUCUGAUGAAGGGGCCACCUAUCAAAAAUACCGUCUGAACUUUUACAUCCACAGUCUGCUCUUCCAUCCCAAACAGGAAGAUUGGAUCUUAGCAUACAGCCAAGAUCAGAAGUUAUUCAGUUCAGUGGAGUUUGGCAGAAGAUGGCUGCUUCUUCAUGAGGGAGUUACACCAAACAGGUUCUACUGGUCUAUGAUGGGGUCUGGUAGAGACCCUGAUCUAGUGCACCUGGAGGCAAAGACAGUGGAUGGUCAUGCGCAGUACGUCACCUGCAAGAUGCAGAACUGCAGUGAAGCCGCUCGCAGCAAACCCUUUCCAGGCUAUAUUGACUAUAACUCCCUGAUCGUCCAGGAUGACUAUGUCUUUGUUCAGUUGACAUCAGGAGGAAGACCACAUUAUUACGUUUCUUAUAGGAGGAAUGCAUUUGUUCAGAUGAAGCUUCCAAAGUACACCUUGCCCAAGGACAUGCAUGUUAUCAGCACAGAUGAGAAUCAGGUGUUUGCAGCUGUACAAGAGUGGAACCAGAAUGACACAUACAACCUGUACAUCUCUGACAACCGAGGGGUGUACUUCACCUUGGCCUUGGAAAAUGUCAAGAGUAGUCAUGGGCUGGAGGGGAAUGUGAUGAUUGACCUCUAUGAGGUAGCAGGGAUAAAGGGAAUGUUCUUGGUUAACAAGAAGACUGACAACAAAGUGAAAACUUUCAUCACCUACAAUAAAGGGAGAGACUGGAGUUUGUUGCGGGCUCCGGAUACUGAUCUGAGAGGAAACCCUGUUCACUGUCUCCUACCUUAUUGCUCCCUUCAUCUUCACCUGAAGGUCUCAGAGAAUCCCUAUACCUCAGGAAACAUUGCCAGCCGAGAUACUGCCCCGAGUAUUAUUGUAGCUUCAGGUAAUAUAGGCACCGAACUAUCAGACAAUGACAUCAGCAUGUUUGUUUCUUCUGAUGCUGGGAACACUUGGAGACAGAUCUUUGAGGAAGAGCACAGUGUUCUGUACCUGGACCAAGGUGGAGUACUAGUCGCUAUGAAACACACAUCUCUGCCUAUCAGACAUCUCUGGUUAAGUUUUGAUGAAGGGACAUCUUGGAGCAAGUAUAGUUUUACAUCUAUUCCACUGUUUGUAGAUGGAGUAUUAGGGGAACCUGGAGAAGAAACUCUCAUCAUGACAGUGUUUGGACAUUUCAGCCACCGCUCAGAUUGGCAGCUGGUGAAAGUUGACUACAAGUCCAUUUUUGAUCGGAGGUGUGCAGAAGAGGACUACAGGCCUUGGCAACUUCACAGCCAGGGCCAAGCUUGUAUCAUGGGAGCAAAAAGGAUCUACAGGAAGCGCAAGUCAGAGAAGAAAUGUAUGCAAGGGAAGUUUGCUGGGGCUAUGACCUCAGAGCCCUGCGUGUGCACGGACGCAGACUUUGACUGUGAUUAUGGAUAUGAACGUCACAGCAAUGGCCAGUGUUUACCAGCAUUUUGGUAUAACCCAUCUUCUUUGUCAAAAGACUGUAGCCUUGGACAGAGUUAUCUCAACAGUACUGGAUACCGGAAGGUUGUUUCUAAUAACUGCACGGAUGGUGUGAGGGAACAGUACACAGCAAAACCACAGCAGUGUCCUGGAAAAGCCCCCCAAGGCCUUCGCAUAAUCACAUCUGAUGGCAAACUGACAGCUGAGCAAGGACACAAUGUCACUUUCCUGGUGCAGCUGGAAGAGGGAGACCUCCAGAGAUCCCUCAUUCAGGUGGAUUUUGGAGAUGGCAUCACGGUGUCAUAUGCCAAUCUCAGCUCAGCAGAAGAUGGGAUCAAGCACAUCUACCAGAAUGUGGGCAUAUUCCGAGUGACCGUGCUGGUGGAAAACAGCCUGGGAUCUGAUCACGCUGUCCUCUACCUGCAUGUUACAUGCCCCUUGGAACAUGUUCAUUUAUCUCUACCAUUCGUCACCACAAAAAACAAGGAAGUCAACGCCACGGCAGUACUGUGGCCAAGCCUAGUAGGAACACUUACUUACAUCUGGUGGUUUGGGAACAACACAGAGCCACUGAUCACAUUGGAAGGGAGCAUCACUGUCACAUUUUCCGUGGAAGGGAUGAACACCAUCACUGUGCAGGUCUCAGCAGGAAACACCGUUCUUCAGGAUACGAAGACUAUUGCUGUGUAUGAGCAAUUUCAGUCCCUGCAGUUAUUGUUCUCUUCAAACCUGGAUGACUACAAUCCAGACAUCCCAGAGUGGAGAAGGGACAUCAGCAGAGUAGUCAAGAGAGCUCUGAUGGAGGCAACAGGUAUUUCAAGCAAGCGUAUUCUGGUCGCAGUGCUCCCAGGUCUGCCCACAUCUGCUGAACUCUUCAUUUUACCCUAUCAAGAUGCCACAGGAGAAAAGAAAAGAACAGCAGCAGACCUAGAGCAGAUUUCAGAAACACUGAUGCAGAAACUGAACCAAAACCUGGUCCAUUUUGAUUUGAAGCCAGGGGUCCAAAUCCUUGUCCAUGCUGCCCAUUUAACAGCAGCUCCCCUGGUGGACCUCACUCCCAGUCACAGUGGUUCAGCUAUGCUGAUGCUCCUCUCUGUCGUUUUUGUGGGACUAGCUGUGUUUGUGAUCUACAAGUUCAAAAGGAAGAUUCCUGGCCUUAAUAUAUAUGCACAGAUGCAGAAUGAAAAAGAUCAAGAGAUGGUCAGUCCAGUCAGUCAGAGGGAAAGCAUACCUAAUGUCCCUCAAAGUGAGCUGAUGAGCCCUGAGCAACUAGUAGGUGAGAAGUUGGAAGUCCAGCCCAUAGAGCAACCCCAGGCCACAGUCCAGAACCCAAGGAAAGGAAAUGCAACCAAGGUAGUCUGGACAGAGGACUUCCAAAAGGCUUGUGGAUCACCAAGAGGUUUCAAGCCAAGACCCGGAGCGGAAGUAUUUCCACAGCUGCUGAGCCCCAGAGCACAAAAGAAAUCCCUACCUAUGUAAAUGGUUGAAUUGUGGACACGGAUAUGUAUCUAUAUCUAAAAAAGAGGAGAUCUCACUGCAUUUGGACUUAAUUCUUCAGAUGACAAAGGGUUUUUAGCUUUAAGCCUGUGCAUGUGGACAUUAUACUGAGACCAUAGUGGAACUGCAUUGUACAGGUGUUCAGUUUUAGUGGGGGGUGGGGGGAGAGGAACUGGUACCACUAUUCACUCCUGCGGCCCUUCCCCUCACCUCUCCACUCUCUUUUUUUCUUAUCUGUCUCUAAUUUGUAGAAAAAUCAUAAUGAUAUAGGCC
This is a messenger RNA of Chaetura pelagica (chimney swift), 3537 nucleotides long. RefSeq names its product sortilin-related VPS10 domain containing receptor 1 (gene SORCS1). Lineage: Eukaryota; Metazoa; Chordata; Aves; Apodiformes; Apodidae. The transcript is spliced from 28 exons. The record is from RefSeq and is a predicted model, not a curated record. The coding region runs from base 1 to 3246 and encodes 1081 amino acids. Gene Ontology annotation, biological process: post-Golgi vesicle-mediated transport. Gene Ontology annotation, molecular function: protein binding. Gene Ontology annotation, cellular component: membrane; Golgi apparatus.